Colossoma macropomum (tambaqui) is the source of this 2558-nucleotide messenger RNA. It is a transcript of the gene kctd5b, whose product is annotated as potassium channel tetramerization domain containing 5b. The transcript has 7 exons. Gene Ontology annotation, cellular component: Cul3-RING ubiquitin ligase complex; cytoplasm. The record is from RefSeq and is a predicted model, not a curated record. Gene Ontology annotation, molecular function: cullin family protein binding. Lineage: Eukaryota; Metazoa; Chordata; Actinopteri; Characiformes; Serrasalmidae. Gene Ontology annotation, biological process: protein homooligomerization; proteasome-mediated ubiquitin-dependent protein catabolic process. The coding region runs from base 390 to 1154 and encodes 254 amino acids.
AAAAGAAAUUCACUCCCAUUUUAAAAGUUUACUCGAAAUCGGGAUUUGGCGCCCCCUUGCGGGCCAUCUCGGAAAAUCCCAGUGAACAACCCACCACCCCAACUGGAACUGCAGCUCUCAUCGCUCAGCGCGCUCGCUCUGCGCCUCCAUCCGGACAGCUCGGGUUCUCCAGCGGGCGGAGCACAGACAUGCACUCCGGCCGCGUUAAGGAGCCUCACGCAGACUGAAAUCUUUUCUGUUUCUAGUAAAAAAAAAAAACUCCGACAAGAAUCUGAAAGUACCUUCGAGACGCUUAAUUCGUUCCGUUUUUCCUCAUGUAAAAAACAGACCGCGCCAGGUGUUGAUUUAGCUGGAGAGCUAACGGCUAGGACACGGAGACGGAGGAGAACAUGGCCGAGUGUCAGUGCGACGUCUCCGGCCACGGCUCUCGGCGCUGCCCGCUCAGGUCCGCCGCGGAGGGGUCGUCCAAGUGGGUGCGUCUCAACGUGGGGGGCACGCAUUUCCUGACCACGAAGCAGACCCUGUGCCGGGAGCCCAAGUCCUUCCUGUACCGCCUGUGCCAAGCGGACCCCGAGCUGGACUCCGAUAAGGAUGAAUCAGGAGCAUAUUUGAUCGACAGGGAUCCAGUGUAUUUUGGGCCUGUGCUGAAUUAUCUGCGACAUGGAAAGCUGGUCCUCAACAAAAAUCUGACAGAAGAAGGGGCUCUUGAAGAGGCGGAGUUCUACAACAUCACAUCAUUAAUUAAACUCUGCAAGGAAAAGAUUAGGGAACGGGAUGCCAAGGUUACACAUACUCCGGUGAAGCACGUCUACAGAGUGUUGCAGUGUCAGGAGGAGGAGCUCACUCAGAUGGUUUCCACCAUGUCGGACGGCUGGAAGUUUGAGCAGCUUGUCAGUGUAGGUUAUGGGCGGGCACAGAAGUCAGAGUUUCUCCUGAUUGUGUCUCGGGAAGUGAAGGGGGAGGAGUCAAGUCAAACUCACCUUGCCCACAGCGGAGAGCUGGUCAACAUCGGUUCCUCCUAUAACUAUGGUAGCGAGGACCAGGCAGAGUUCCUGUGUGUUGUCUCCAAGGAACUUCAUAACCAGUCAUAUGGUAACAACAGCCAACCAAGUGAGAAAGCCAAGAUUCUUCAGGAGCGAGGGUCUAGAAUAUGAGCUUCUGAAAUGCCCAAGCAUUCAAACGUAUCAGCACAUGAACCGGAACAUUCCACGAGCAUGUUCAAAACAUGUAGCAUGGCCACGGAUACCGACACUCCAAACCUCUUAGAAUGCGCAGACUGCGCAUGAAGAAUGCACGAACCACACAUGAGCACGCCAGCACUGAGCUGGUCUACUGUAGUCAAGUCUCUAUAUGCAGCAUAUUUUUUAAAAAAUGAAAGGCCCUGCACAGUGAUUUUGACCUUGCCCUGUGGUUUCAGUAUUCUAGGGGAGUCAGAUUUGGUAGAGAAUUGUCAGUUAUUUCAGAUUAUUUCACGGCCUAAGAUGGCACAACAGUCACUCAUUUAAAAAAAAAAAACUCAUAGCGUACCACAGACUUUUUAGUAGAACUGUCAUAUCUGUAGGAAAUAUGUAGGAGACAUAUAAAAAGGACAUGUUGAAAACAUAACAAACAUUCCAAAAUCACUGUGCAAGCCUUUAAACUAUAUUUAAUUUUGAUAGAAGUGGCUUUAACUGCACUUUUAGCUUAUAGUGAUUCUGCGCUGUAAAGGAGGAAAACAUGACUGAUCUAAAUCUCAGGGAUCUGAUCCAAAUGUGGAAAAAGCAAACACAAUCAGUUCUCUCUCUGGCCGCUAAUCCAGCCUUCCGUAGCUUUAUUGCUGUAGCCCUCUAUCCAGUAAAACCCACGUUUGAAUGCCACAUUUCAUAAACUAAUGUUUAUUAUGGAGAGAAGUCUCAAGUUUAGAUUAAUCCAUGAUUUGGAGAGCCCUUUGGGGAACUGAUUCAACUGCAUUCCAGUUCAGCCUUUACACCAAGAGAGGUGUGUCCUCAGGUUUACCAGUGUAUUCUCAUGAUUCCAAAAAAUGUGGUAGUAAUACCACUACUACUGUUAAUAAUAAAUAUUAAUAAUAGUAAAAUAUAUUAAUUGUACUCUACGAAUAUUUCCAGUUCAAAGUUGUAAUAAUUCUGUUAUUAUUAUUAUUAUUAUUGUUAUACAUUCAAAGAUGUUUGUAGAAUUUGGUUACCCAUUUACUAAGUGACAAUACUUGCUGCAUCUUAUCAAUAGAGGAAAAUAAGGGAGAAAAACGUUUGUAGAAAAUAAAGCAAGGAGAGCAGACAAUCAUCUGAUACCCGCACUCCAGCUGUCCGAUACACCACUUUAGAUACUCCAACUUAUUUUGGAUCAUUUUAAUGUACUUGCUGUAAUAUCCAGAAAACUGAUCCUGUACUCCUAUAGAAUCUUAAUUGUGUAUAAAAACUUUCACACUGUGAGUGAUGGACUUAAGUUUCUGCUGACUCACAUGUGGACCCCGAAGAAUUGCACAGCACAUAUAUACGAGCUGUCACUCUUACACUUGCUGUACACAGACUGUUAUGCUAUAAACCGGUUUUUAACAAACA